Messenger RNA from Oryza brachyantha (malo sina), 1870 nucleotides. Its product is annotated as polygalacturonase At1g48100-like. The transcript has 5 exons. The record is from RefSeq and is a predicted model, not a curated record. Lineage: Eukaryota; Viridiplantae; Streptophyta; Magnoliopsida; Poales; Poaceae. Gene Ontology annotation, biological process: carbohydrate metabolic process. Bases 91 to 1437 code for a protein of 448 amino acids. Gene Ontology annotation, molecular function: polygalacturonase activity.
UACUCCUGCUAGCUAGUGGUAGUGGUUUGGCUGGCAGUAGUAAUUACCUUGCCAUUUAUCAGGAGAUCGAUCGUAGCUAAAGCUAAGGAGAUGAUGAGACGGCCGGCAAGAACCCUAAACGCCUCUGCCGCCGGUGGCCUCGUCGUCCUGCUAAUGCUGUCCACCACGUCCCCGUUCUUCGGCGUCGCUAGGACAGACCAUCGUCACCGGCGACACGGCCCACCGCGACCGCCGGUGUCGUCGCCGCCUCCAGCUCCGGCGACGCCCCCGUCGGCGGCCACCUUCAGCGUGCUGCAGUACGGCGCCGUCGGCGACGGCGACACGGACGACACGAAGGCAUUCGUCGAUGCGUGGUCGGCGGCGUGCGCCGUGGGGUCGUCGACGGUGGUGGUGCCGGGGGGCUACCGGUUCGUCGUCGGCCCGGUCACGUUCACCGGCGACUCUUGCCAACCAAACACCGUCUUUCAGGUGGAUGGCACGAUCAUGGCUAACACGGACUCAGCCACGUGGUGCUCCGGGAACCCGGUGCAGCAGUGGCUGGAGUUCAGGGGCUUCACCGGGCUCACCAUCCAGGGCUCCGGCACCAUCGACGGCCAAGGCAGCCACUGGUGGAGCGGCGCCGCACCGGCCACGGACAUCGACGCCGAUCGUGUCGGGACAAACAACAGGCCAACAGCUGUGAGGGUGUACCAGAGCAGGAACGUGGCGGUGACAGGGAUAACGAUACAGAACAGCGCCAGGUUCCACCUCACCUUCGACAGCUGCCGCGCCGUCGAGGUGCGCGGCGUCGCCGUCCGGUCGCCGGGGGACAGCCCCAACACCGACGGCAUCCACCUCGCCGGCUCCGUCGGCGUCACCAUCCACAACGCCACCGUCGCGUGCGGCGACGACUGCGUCUCCAUCCAGGGCGGCUGCUCGCGGGUGCUCGUCCGGGGCGUCACCUGCGGGCCGGGCCACGGCAUCAGCAUCGGCGGGCUCGGCAAGGGCGGCGCCGAGGCCGUCGUCUCCGACGUGUCGGUGCAGGACGUGUCGCUGGUGCAGACGUCGUCGGGGGUGCGGAUCAAGACGUGGCAGGGCGGGUCCGGGUCGGUGCGCGGCGUGCGGUUCUCCGGCGUGCGCGUGUCGGCGGUGCGGACGCCGAUCGUGAUCGACCAGUACUACUGCGACCACGCGGCGUGCGCCAACCAGACGGCGGCGGUGGCGGUGUCCGGCGUGGCGUUCAGCGGCGUGGCGGGGACGUACACGCAGCGGCCUGUGUACCUGGCCUGCAGCGACGCCUCGCCGUGCGCCGGCCUGCGCCUCGAGGACAUCCAGCUCGCGCCGGUGAAGAAGGACGGCUACGGCCACCUCUACGGGCCAUUCUGCUGGAAGGCAUACGGCGAGGAGGUGAGCCCCGUCGUGCCGCCGGUGGACUGCCUCAUGGCCGGACCACCGUGACACUGACACUGACACCGGCCGGCCAUGAUCGCCGUGAUAUUGCCGGCCCAGCCCCGUUUUUAGCCACAUCUAGCCUACAGGAAUUGUAUUAUAGAUAUUGUAUGUAAAUGGAAAUUGCAGAAAAAAGAAACUAGGCCACGUCAUUACAUCGAGUACGGGAUAUGUAGACAGAAGUAUGUAUUCUUGCAGCAAGACACGGAGCAAUAGUAUAUACAGAAAAAAAAUACUCCAUUUACUGAAAGUAACAAAUUAAUAUUUCGCAGCAUGGAGUGGAAUGUGAAGCCGAGCCAGUCGUUGUUUGUUGUAACACAGUCAGGAUUUUGUGUAGUCCAUUGCUAUACCACAUUUACCCAUAUCCAUUUGUAAAAGAUUACGCAUAGCCAAAUUAAAUGGAUGUUGGGUAACUCAAUUAGUAAGAUAAAGACAUACGCGG